Messenger RNA from Pristis pectinata (smalltooth sawfish), 3813 nucleotides. Its product is annotated as A-kinase anchor protein 12-like. Gene Ontology annotation, molecular function: protein kinase A binding; calmodulin binding. The record is from RefSeq and is a predicted model, not a curated record. Lineage: Eukaryota; Metazoa; Chordata; Chondrichthyes; Rhinopristiformes; Pristidae. Gene Ontology annotation, biological process: signal transduction; regulation of protein kinase C signaling. Gene Ontology annotation, cellular component: cytoplasm.
UCGGUCCAGGGAGAAGAGGGUUGGAGGUUGAGGACGGCGGUAGAGAGCAGUCUGUGAGCGCUGGGCGAGUUGCAGAGGCUGGAGGGAGUCUUACUCAGACAGGAGGCAAGCUAGUCCUCAGGGGAGCGAAAAGGAGAGAGCCAGUCUGACCUCAGGUUGGGGAGAGGAGAACUCGUGUCCAGUCCGACCCGGGGGGGAGAGCCAGUGUCCAGUCUGACCCCAGGGGGGAGGGAGAGCCAGUGUCCAGUCUGACCCCGGGGUGGGGGGAGGAGAGCCAGUGUCCAGUCUGACCCCAGGGGGGAGGGAGAGCCAGUGUCCAGUCCGACCCCGGGGGGGGGGGGGAAGGAGAGCCAGUGGCCAGUCUGACCCCAAGGGGGAGGAUAGCCAGUGGCCAGUCUGACCCCAGGGGUCAGGGUCUAUAAGCCCGGAGUAGGGAGAGGGACCAGUCUCAGUUUAACCCAAGAGAGACAGACUAGUAGCCAGUGGUGGGAGAGGCUCCCUUUCAGGCAAGAGGAGUGGGUUCCGUUUGAGGAGAAGGGGACGGGGUCCGGUCUCAGCCGGGAACGAGAGUGCCUGUGAGCCGGGAGAGGAGGGCGAGGCACCGCCCACAGUCCCGUCCCGGGCCAGCUGCAGCGUGGGAUGGUGCAGCGGGCUGUCUCUGCGCGCUGACCGUCCAGCCCGAAGCGGGAGUGGCGGUGGUCCGGCAAGGCGAGGGUGGAGUGCGAGGAGAAGGGGGUGGGUUUUUUUUUAAAAAAAGUAAUUUUCCGUUUGGAGAGCCGUCCCGUUAAACUCGCUGCUUGGAGAAUGGGAGCCGGCACGUCGGUGCAGGAGCCGGCUCGUCCCGGUCCGCCCGACAGCCCGGGGGAGGAGGAGAAGAAGAGCCAGCAGGAGGCCGGCGACCAGCACCCGGCCGGAGGGGCAGGCGACAAGUCUGUUCAGAAAAAUGGCCAGAUUUCAGGAAUCCAGGGAGAUGCAGAGGAUCCAAAGGCACUGGAUAGCAAAUCAGAACAGCUAAAUGGGAUCCAGGAGGAGGUAGUUGCCAGAGAAGUCGGACAAGGUGAUCCGGCGGUUGUAUCCGGAGGGGAGGAGACGGAGGAAAUGGAGCUCAACGAGAAGGAGGUCCCUGUCGAGAAUGAAGGUGGGGAGCAGAAAGAUGCUCAGGAGGGGGAUGAGCUGCCCACAGAGACGGGAGAGCCGGCUGAGGAGGUGCAGGCUGCUGAGAUCGGCUUCAAGAAGGUCUUCAAGUUUGUGGGUCUGAAGUUCACCAUGAAGAAGGAGAAGCCGGUGAAGUCAGAGCCUGUGCAGUUGCUAACUGUGACGCGGGAAGAAGGCGGUGUGGCAGGGGAAGAAGGCGGUGUGGCAGGGGAAGUAGCCAGCGAAUCCAAGCAACAUAUGGAAGGAAGCAUAGAAGCCAAUGCAAGUCCCACUGACGAGGCUGAGGGGAGUCCGCCAGAAAUCCUCUCGCCGGAGAAAACUGAAAGUGUACUGGGAGGAAGGAAGAAACCAAAAUGCUGGACACGGAGGGAAGUCCCGGCAGCGGCAGAGUCUGGUGCCAAUGCGGCGGAGAGCCCAGCGGUGGAAUCUCCGCUGAAGAGGUUUUUCAGGCAGGGCUUUUUCUUGGGGCUGCGAAGGAAGCAGAGUUUCAAGAAGGCCAAGGACGAGCCGCUCGUCAUCGGGGAGAAGACGGAGACGAAUGGGGAGCGAGCCGGCGAUGCUGGGAGCGAGGUGACAGAGCGUGGACCCGAAGCGCAGCCUUCCACUUCCCAGGAAGCUGCUGAGGUCCUGACUGUUCAGUCGCCAGAAGAACACGGAGGAGAGGAGGAGGACUUCGAAGAUCUCACAGCAGAGCUGGCAGAUGUCAUGGUGGCAAGCGAGGCACCAACUGUAGCUGAAAGCAGGACCCCAGAAGUGAAGGAGAAUGGUGCCCCUGCAGAGCAGUCCCUGGUUGCCACUGAUUUGGGGAUGGGCCAGCAGAUCCCCAGCAGUGGAAAGUCGCCGGAGGGACAAGCAGGAGUGGAGUCUCCUGCCCCUGAAGCCUCGGCAGAGCUUCAAGCUGAACACGAGGAGGGAGCCCAGGAGCAACCUUCAGUCACUAAUUCGGAACCAGUCAGUGAUGAGGGCGAGUUCGUGGCUUCACAGAGGCCCAAGCAGCAAGACAGUCCGCUGAAGAAGCUUUUCACGAGCAGCAGCAUCAAAAAACUGUCGGCUAAGAAAGCCAAAGGCAAGAGAGAGGAAACCAGAGCGGGAGACGUCGAUGAUGAAGCAAAACUGCAGUCUUCGACAGAAUCUGAAGGCAGCCCCGACAGCAAUAAGCCGGAUAGCCCGCCGGCCUUCCCGGAGGAAGUGGGCGAGGGAAUUCUGGCGGAAGUGACGGAAUCGGGUCAUUGCCCGCGGGCAGAGCAGGAGGAGGCGAAUGGUGCUGGUGACGGGGAGAGGAAGAAGGAGCCCAUCACUGCCUGGGCCUCCUUCAAGAAGCUGGUGACGCCCAGGAAACGCCCCAAGGGGCCGCCGGAGAGCGAGAGGGACGAUGAGCCGACCGACAAGGCAAAGAGCGCGACUCUCUCCUCUGCUGAGAGCACGGCCUCCGAGAAGCAAGAGGAGCCCAAAUCCAACGGCGAGGAGGUGAAGCUGGAACGCAGCACAGAGGACCCGAAAAAGAAAGCGGACGCCCCUGUGACCUGGGAAGCGCUGAUCUGUGUAGGGUCCUCGAAAGAAGAGGAUGAGAAAGGUAUCGGACUCAGAACUUCAAAAGUCAAACGAAGAGGCCAAGGUUCAGAGGCAAAUGGUCAGGUGCAAGAGCAUGCUGAGGAGCAAGGGGGGACAUCUCCAGAAUGUGCCGAGAGUCCCGUGGAAGGAGAGGCUUCUGAUGGGGUCAUCUCCACUUGGGAAUCCUUCAAGAGGCUGGUGACCCCCAGGCGCAAGUCGAGGUCCAAGCUGGAAGAGCGCGGGGAAGAGUUUGUACCCAGCCCAGAAGCUGCUCUUCCCGAGGCUGAACCCGCUAAGGAAGAAUCCUGGGUGUCCCUCAAGAAACUGAUACCAGGCAGAAGGAAGAAGAGGUCGGAUAUUAAGCCCGAGCAACUUCAGGCUGAGUCUGCUGGAAAAGACGUGGCAUGGGCAGAGAUCACGGACAGCAAGAGCGAGGAGGAAUCAUCCGAAACACCAGCCGUGGUUCCGCUCUCUGAAUAUGAUGCUGUGGACAACGAGAGAGAACACGAACAGAGGCUAAAGGCGGGGACUGAUGCAGUUCAGGUGGCAGAUGGAGUUCUGGCCACGUCCGAAGCUCCUCAACCAGGCGGACUGGGCGUUGGGCAAACUAGCGCAGGGGAGCGUGGACCUUUGGAAGCCAUGAAAAGCAGCGUUGAUGAGCGAUCGCCAUCGUGGAUAUCGGCAGCAGUCUCGGAUGUGAUCGAGGAGGAAGUUGAGGAUAAAACAGGAUUAGCUGAAGAGACCUUGGCGGUACAGAAACAAGAGGUGCUUGUUGGUGAACCCACACCAGAAGAAGGGGUUCGUGACCUCUCCCCUGAUGAGGUGGCUGAAGAAGCGCAGGAGGUUGUCCCCAAAGUAGUAGCGACAUCAGACUACCCGGUGGAGGAGUCCUUCACUGAAGAGACGACAGAGAUGGUUUCGGCGGUCUCGCAGUUGACCGAAACACCAGUGACGACGGCAGAGGGAACACCCGUACGGGAAGACGAGGCCCUGGUGAGCAGGCAGACACGAGAGGUGCUGGAAGAGGUCCGCGCAGAAAGUGAAGCUGUCGGUCGAUCCGAUCGUGUCCUGCUGCCAGAUGGGGGCUCCGCCUGGCACACAAGGUGA